This is a messenger RNA of Hermetia illucens (black soldier fly), 4414 nucleotides long. Its product is annotated as protein prickle-like. The record is from RefSeq and is a predicted model, not a curated record. The transcript is spliced from 7 exons. Gene Ontology annotation, molecular function: zinc ion binding. NCBI's taxonomy places the organism in Eukaryota, Metazoa, Arthropoda, Insecta, Diptera, Stratiomyidae. The coding region runs from base 1096 to 4233 and encodes 1045 amino acids.
AUCGCGAUCGGUUGCACCUGUUUCGUAGUUUCAUUGAGUUCCGCAGUCGACAUUUAGAUGCGACGGGUGCGUUGUGCACGCAACGCGUCCAAGGUUUCUGGAGGAAGAAUAGAUACAAAGUGUCGGAUUUAGUUCCUCCAAUAAAUCUAAGCGGGUGGAUGGUACGGAUCCGCCCGGUCUUUUGUGAAAAGAUAUCCUUUGGAAUCCAAUCCUGAGGUAUCACUCUGGCGCACCCGCUUCCCUCAUUGCGCGCCGAAAAGUGUAUCAUCUAGUAAUCGCGCUAAUACCUUCCUCGUGUGAUCCUGGCGGAAGAGGUGACGAAAAGUGCAGCGUGGCCUAGGCCAUGCGCGGAAUGUUAUUUGGCGGUGUUUAAGUCGCGAUCGUCGCGCAAUUGGUGCCUUCCUUGUUCCUUGUCUUCCCCCUGGGUGCAUGUGUAUCGUCUUCUCGCGGAUACCUUAGCAUACCUACGUGUGCAUAUUUAUCGAGAAUAAAUGUAAAAUUGUCCAAGAAACAUAUAUGCAAAUGUGGAAAGGAUCGCGCCUGUACCGCCAAUGUUAUCAGCCGUGUUUAUUCGCGAUCGGCGGUUUUUUUAUUGAAAUUGAAAUCUUGUGGUUUGUAGCGAGUGGUGCAUUGCAGUUCUUGCUCUGCGCAAAAUUAUCCAUCCUAUUUAAUGAUAUUUCUUAUUUAGUGUAAGAUUUGGAUACGCAACUGCGAAUUCAUGUGCGGAGCAUAGAUUGGAGUGUGGCGCAGGUUAUCAGCAUGCGUUUAAGUUUAAAAGUGCGACCUUUGCGUUCAUUGUGGAUAGAACCAUCUUUGCGACUGUGUGACUACGAUUUUAUCAGGUUGGAUAUACAAGUCGAAACGGAUCCGGAGAGCAAAAGUGCAAACGGCGAAUUAUUCGAAGUAUCAAGAUUAACCCAUUGAUUACACGGCCGAUUACAAGAUCAACGAUCUGACCAGAAGCAAACGUAGACGGUGAAGAUUGAAGCAGCAUUUACCAAAGAAAUCCCAAUCGGUUAAGUCUGAACCCAGAAGGGCCCUCUUUACUUACGACGCGACACAGACCAUUUAAAAGAAGGUGCUCUAUAAAAAACGAUGUCAUCCAGUGAACCGGUCGUACCGCGUACAGCAAAUUUGCUUGCAUGCAAACAAUGGUGGCGAGUUUGUUUUUUAUACGGAGAUCAGCAGAAAUACUAUCGACAGGUCUAUAGUAAAGCAGCGGCUCAACGGCUUGCAUUGUCCGCUCAACAAAGUCGAAAUAAUGGAGCCAGCAGUCCACCAUUAUUUCCGUUGAAACAGAAUACCACAUUCCGCCGAGGCGGUAGUAAAAAAUCGUCAAGAUCAUGCCGAAAUAAUAGCCAGCCGCCUGAUGCUGGAGAGAGUAGCGAGGAGAUCAAGAAUGAUGCUAAAGUUACCGUCUUGGAUGAUCCAUUUCUGUUUGGGAUCGAUGGCAACGCCGAAGAUUAUCUGAGCGGAUACCAAAACCAUAUUAGUGGCGGCAAUGAUAGCAAUAAUUGUAGUGUAAGUGAUCAUAAUCAAAUAAUUGCAUGUCAGAAUUCAAAUGAAACGACGUCGAGUAAUUACAAUGAUGGAAUAGUUACAAAUUUGAAUCGUGCUAAGUUGGGUGAUCAAACACCCAAUCUAUCAUGCGAAGUGUCGGAUCCACGGACGGACGGUGAUCAAGGCCUUAAGCUCCCCAAUGUUGUGUUCAAUGAAGGCAGUGAUUUGCAGAUCAACGAGAACGAUCUGAAAUUCCUGAAUAUUCGACGCAAUCGAAGUUCGGUUUUCUAUAAGAAAACGACAGCCGAUAGUACGCCUGUUCCGGCUGAGGCCAGCUUUACUUUCAGCGAAGUCGACAGCCCUACUUUUCCAAAGGAUGAGGUACCUCCACCAAUCGACGAAAAUGAGCCAUUGAAACGUACAACACCGAUGUCGUUUUUACAACAAAUUCCAUCGGUUCAGCCGAAAGAGAGUCCUUCAAGCGGCAGCGGAUUAGAAAGCAGUGGCGGUUCAAAUGUCGGAAUCUUCUCUCCAACUGCUCAUCCACCACCCCAAUCGCUCCCUUUCCCUACAUCGCCCACCCCUCUACAACGGCAAUAUCAUCCUCAAUUGCCCACUGCGUCUGGAUCUGGAGGACCUGUAAUCCUGCCAGACCGUUUGCAACCACCUACUCUUCAACCUCUUGGGAAAUUGCCACCACAUCCGCCGCCGAUAUCAUCGGGAAAACCGCCGAUUACUUCACCACUCCUGCAUCAUCAGUCCACGCAUCCAAGUUAUCUCGUCGGGCCGCAAUUGGACAUCCAGCGACAUUCGCAAUCGGACGAUGACAGCGGAUGUGCUCUCGAGGAAUACACCUGGGUCCCGCCUGGACUCAGACCCGAUCAGGUGCGAUUGUACUUCUCACAGAUACCUGACGACAAAGUGCCAUAUGUAAACAGUCCAGGCGAAAGAUACCGCGUCCGACAACUUCUACAGCAGCUUCCGCCACAUGAUAAUGAGGUUCGUUACUGUCAUUCACUAUGUGAAGACGAACGUAAGGAAUUGCGCCUGUUCUCAGCUCAAAGGAAACGUGAAGCUCUUGGACGCGGUACCGUUCGACAAUUGAUGACCGCACGGCCAUGUGACGGGUGCGAUGAUCCUGUACCUACCGGUGAUAUCGCCGUCUUCGCUUCCCGUUUUGGACCAAAUGCAUCAUGGCACCCGGGAUGUUUCAUCUGCUGUAUAUGUCGAGAACUGCUGGUAGACCUCAUCUAUUUUCACCGAGAUGGGCGUUUAUACUGCGGUCGACAUCACGCCGAAACACUGAAACCACGAUGUUCCGCGUGCGAUGAGAUAAUUUUCGCAGAUGAAUGCACUGAAGCUGAAGGACGAGCCUGGCAUAUGAACCAUUUCGCAUGUUUUGAAUGCGAUAAACAACUCGGCGGACAGCGCUACAUCAUGCGUGAUGGGAAACCAUAUUGUCUAGCGUGUUUCGAUGCAAUGUUCGCUGAAUAUUGCGAUUUUUGUGGCGAGGCGAUUGGUGUCGAUCAAGGACAAAUGAGUCACGAUGGACAGCACUGGCAUGCGACUGAUGAAUGCUUUUCUUGUAAUACUUGUCGCUGUUCACUUUUGGGCAGGCCAUUUUUACCGCGGCGAGGCGCUAUCUAUUGUUCAAUUGCAUGUAGCAAAGGAGAACCACCGACACCAUCAGAUAGUUCAGGACCUGGGAUGAGACCGCCAAUGCAACGAGUCAGGCCUCAAGCUCGUCCACCUAGUGAUAAUGAGUACAAUAACGAAUCAACAACACCACCGAUCUCUCCGCAACAACUAAUACCAAAUUCCCCCCAAAUGAAUCGCUUAAGUCAUGCGCCAAAUAUGCGAAGUGGAAAACUGAAUCCUCAAAAAUGUAUUUCACCUCUUGCCAACCAACCAGAAGUAGUCGAAGAAAAGUGGGUUGACUACGCCGAUCUUUCUGCUGGACCAUCGAAUUCUUCUCAGAAUCAAACCCCAUUAACCUCUCCAGGAGAGUACCAUCAAAUUCCCGCAAAGCGCGAAAGCCACGAUCGAUUCGACUUCACGGAUAUGGCCGUGAAUUUGGACACAUGGCACCAUCCAAAGCACAAUUUAAGUACAAAUAGUUAUAGCCUUCAUGAACACAUUCGCAGCAAAAUGGAGACUUCGAUGACUUCAAGCAUGCCUGAACUUUCGCACGAGGAUCGCCAAACACAAACAUCAGUUCUCACGCCCACUGAUCAUGACCACCCGGAACUUCCCACCCCCAAUCUUUCAAUAGCGUCGAACGUACCUGAAAUAACACAGGCUGAAGCAAAUCCUCCAAUCCUUCCGGAGAAAAAGAAAGGUGUUCGAUUCGAGGGCAUCCCAGACACACUGUCAAGAUCGCGUAGUUAUUCAGGAGGCGGAAGUUCUUCCCGAAGAAGACGGCGGCGCAAAUCAUGCCGAAAUAGUGCGCCAAAUCAACUAAAUGAGCCCCGGCCCUCUACUUCUGGACAUUUGCAUAAAAAUCCUGUGGAAACGUCAUGCAAUGCUACCGGAAAUGAUUCGGAUGCUUCUACAGAUUGCUCCACGUGCUCAUCCAGUUCAUCUAGUUCGGACGAAUACCUCUACCAGCUGCCACAAAGACGCCAUUACGGUGGAGUUAGGGUUAGUUACGUUCCAAACGACGCAAUUGCUUACGAUAAGAAACGGAAACAGUCUGAUAGCGGCGAUAAGGACAAAAAUUGUAUUAUAUCGUGACGGACAAUUUUGUACUAUUUGAUAAAAACGACGUUUAUUUGAGCAAACUUUCUACCUACAUAUUUUCUUCUACAUUUGAAAUGUAACAACGUUCAUAGAAUGUAUAUAACUAAAUUAUGUAUAUUUUUGUAAAACAAGAGGCAAAAUAAAAGCAAACAAAUGUCAGUUUAUUUCAUAUAAA